Molecule: messenger RNA, 1803 nt
Organism: Aureococcus anophagefferens
Lineage: Eukaryota; Pelagophyceae; Pelagomonadales; Pelagomonadaceae
Exons: 4
Coding region: 1-1803 (600 amino acids)
Source: RefSeq, a predicted model, not a curated record
AUGGACAAGGGCUGGGAGGAGGUGCCGCACCGCGACGACGUCGGCGUCGUGCUCUGGGACGAGGCCGCGGACCUGCCGCGCGUCCGGGCGGUCCGGCGGACGCGGGUCAACAACGCGUGGGUCGACGCGGGCGUCGAGCUGACGAUCGCGCCCGGCGAAGCGUUGAAGGCGGGCCGCGGCGCCGUCGCCGGCGGCGGCUGGGUGAAGCUGCGCGACGUCGAGGCGUUGCCGUCGGCCGUCGCCUCGGCGUCGCGCCGCGAGGCGCGCGUCGCCGAGGAGCGCGACGAGACCGCGCAUCCGUACGCGGCCUUUUGCGACAAGACGACGCGCCCGACGGCGUCGGACCUGAAGCGGUGCUUCCCCGCGGGGACGGCGGCGUCGGACGCGCUCGUGCGCUGGACCUGCGAGGCGCGCGACAACGUGCUCGUGCGCCAGAUCCAGGACGACCGCUGCCGGACCUUCGACGGCCGAGGCGGCGGCGCGUGCCCCGCGUGCGCGUACGGCGCCGGGAAGCGGCAGCCCAUCGGCGUCACGAAGCUCGACGCGCCGACGGUCAUCCGCGGCCGCGUGUCCGUCGUCUGCGCGACGAGCCCCGCGAAGCACUGGCUCCACGAGAACCUGUGGCGGUGCUUCGCGGGCCAGGACUGGGGGGACCUCGAGCUCGUCGUCCUGGACGGCGGCGGCGAGCCGUCGCCCUUCUUCACGGAGCCCUUCGCGGCGACGCCCCGCGACGCGGCGGACGCGGACUUCUUGAGCCGCGUCGAGAAGCCCGAGGACGACGAUCGCAUCCGCUACGUGCACCGCGAGGCCGCGCGGCUCUCGGUCGGCGACGAACGGAACGAGCUUUUGAAGCACGCGUCCGGCGAGUUCGUCGCCCACUUCGACGACGCCUGCGUCUACGCCCCCGGCUACGUGUCGGCCAUGGUGUCCCACCUGAAAGCGUCCGACGCGCAGCUCGUGCGCCUGGAGGCGGCGGUGGGCUGGGACCCCGUGUCGAACGCCGUGCGGCUGCACAAGGCGCUCGGCUUCCGGCCGGAGACGUUCGUGCACCGCAAGGCGCCGCUGCGGGCGCUGGCCUUCGACGACGCCGACGUUGGCGAGGACGCGGGCUUCACGUCGCUCGCCGUCUGCCACGUGCUCGACGACUCCGCGGGCAUGCUCUUCGCGCACGCGAAGCACUCGAAGAAGCCGGCGGCGCUGCUCCGCGCGCACGACGCGCAGUGGCGCGACGCGGCGCCGACGUUCCUCGACGCCGUCGCGCCGCCCCUGCGGCGCCUGCUGGCGGCGCACCGCCGCUUCUUCACGAACUGGAAGUUCCUCCACCACGCGUCGACGAAGCGCGCGGCGCCGUCGCCGUUCUCGAACGCGCCGGCCGGGGCGGGAAAAGGGUGCGACAUUCCCAACUUCAAAGGCUCCUCUCUCGGCCGUGUGCCGGCGGGAGCGACGUUCGUCUCCGCGCCCGUCGAGUCGACGGGCGUGUCGCUGGAGGACGACGAGCCGCCGCCGGAGCCGCCGGCGCGGCCCGCCCAGCCCAUGGACCCCAUCGAGCGCGCGCGGCUCCGGGCCGCGCGGCGCCUCGCGCGGAAGAACGCGACGUCCGAGGACGAGGAGCUCGCCGUGCUCCGCCGCGCCGCGCCGCCCAUGCCGCCCGUGGCGCUCGAGUACGGCGAGGCCGACGACGACGACGACGGGUUCCGCAUCGUCGAGAUGGCUAGCGAAUCCGCGAUGAAGCGGCCGAGCGUGCCCCAGCAGGUCUUGUGCAUGUCGUCGUGGGCCCGGUCGUUCGGGUGGAGCACGCGGUAG